CUGAGUUAAGGGCUUCAUGCAAGGGAGUGCCACUGCCCAAUUGUUUCCGGCAGACAAGCGGCCCUAUGCUCGAUAUAUCACGAAGUACGACCCUACGAUGUUCUGGAGGACCCCCCAGAUGACCCAACAGUCUUGCACCCUCGAGCCUCGUCUGCAGUUAUGCGUCCAAUGCUGGCUGUAACCACAAGCCCGCCGCGAUGAGCACAUGCGAUGCGGCCCCGCCGCACUGCGCUGGGGGCGGGUCACGUCUCGUCACAAAUGCUCGCCAAUCUCAUCGUGGCUCACUCACACGUAUAAGACGCCCGGUUUCGCUCCAUGGCAUUUGCUUUUCUCCAUUCGUCGUCCUCGAUUGUGCUGUCUUGCUAGCCUUCUGUCUUCAAGAAGCUCACUUUACGUUCGAGCUCUAUCACACAGGCUAUAUCUUGCCCUAACAUAUUGUCGAUUAAUUCAAACAACUCUUCUAUACCUUACAACGAUGACGAGAACGAUGAACUACAGUGGGGUCAAUCCCCGCGUCAGAGGUCCGGGGCAGCUUGCACCCAUAAUUACACCUAGCCAGGCAGCUCCCACGCUGCCUAGCAUAAAUGAACUCCUGAAUCGAGUUCCCUCACAGCGGGUGAAGCAGGAGCGGUCCUCGUUACCAGGAUCUCCAAUCGCCACCGGCCUAAACGGGCUAUCCACGCCCUCUUCGACGUACGGGCAUAUGAAUGCUCAGGCGAGUUGCGUCGAGUGCGGGGCCUCAUUUCUUGCCUCGCUACUCCAAACGCGCUGCGAUCGUUGCAUUGCAGCCUCGCAAGCUUCAGACCAAACUUUGGACCACACUUUGGACCACACUUUGGACACCCACGCUUCACUACCAACCCCUCGCUCUUCAUCUGAUGAAGAGCCAGUAUUCUAUUGGCAACAAGCCGCCGCCCGCAGAGCGUCCGAUCCUGCCACUUUCCAGGAUCGUCGUUCCUCAUCCGUCCGUUCUUUCUGGUCCCCUCGAGUCGGCACGCCUUCGGACGGCAGAAGUAUCACGGACACCGGGAACCCCCGAAGAACGUCCAGGUUGCGGCAAAACCGGGUGGGCAAGGCGAAGCGGGAGGCAGAGUCUCGGUCGAAGCAGGGGGAGAAGCUGAAGAUGCUUGAGAAUCUUAUUCUGGCAAGCGAGUAUCGUUCACUGCUGACUGACACACCGGCGCUCAACUCUAGCAAUGCUCAAAAAAGCGGUUUGACUUACCGCAAGGAGGUCGUGUUGGAUGUGGCCAUCCAUGCUCUAGCCAGCCGUGACGAGAAGAUCCCCAGCACGACGAUGCUACUCGAGUUUGUCAGUAAAGCGAAAAGUCGCAUUUCGCCGGAGGCAUGGGUGGAAGCUGGUCUUUUGGAAGAUAUGAACAAACUUUGCGCUGUUUGUUCCCGGGAUGGUCGUUGGCACGAGCCAGCUGCGUUCUAUGUUCAAGGUCGUUCUUCGAAACUUUGAGGCCUUUCGAUCCGCUCACUCGUGCGCCUUUGGCUUGAAUAGCCUCUUGUCGUCUCCUUCUUCUCCUACCUCGCUCUCGUCAUUCCUUUCCCCCGCCAUUAAGGCGACGCCCUUCCUCUCGUGUGGGCCAUUAUGUAUUCGCGAGUUCCCUCUUUUAACGAAAAAGUUCGAUCAGUGGAUUCUCUUGCCGGCUUCCCUUGUUAAGCAAUCUAAGGGAAUCAAGGGUGGUCAUCUGUAUCCCCGGCUUAGGAUGGCUGUUAGGCCCUAGAUCGGCUUUGUGAGCGUAUGUCUGGAUAUCUUUCGGUUUAUGUUGCAGGCUUAGGGCUGGCCGAGUAGAUAACGGCCUCGGAUCGAGCUCAUAGAGAAACGGCCUCCACUGUACCUAGGUACCUACUAGGUGCACAUUUCGGUUUUAGUUAAUCUAAUCAUAUAAUUGGUAUCAAUGC
Molecule: messenger RNA, 1908 nt
Organism: Mytilinidion resinicola
Lineage: Eukaryota; Fungi; Ascomycota; Dothideomycetes; Mytilinidiales; Mytilinidiaceae
Exons: 2
Coding region: 206-1462 (418 amino acids)
Source: RefSeq, a predicted model, not a curated record